CUCAUGACUCCAAAUUUACUUCCUUCCUGGCAGCUUCGUUGGUGAGGGUCAAGGACUGCCAUACUGCCCAGGUCGCAGCUCGUCGGCAGCCACCAGCCGGUCAACGUCUCCAGCCACCACCAGCGUCCAAUUACGCAACCAGCCUACCCACGUUCGAAGUUCUUGCCUGCCGUCGUACUCCAUCCGCCCCAGACGGUCGCUGCGAGUAAACAGAGCACCCCAACCACACCGGCGGUGUCCCUAUAGCCUGGCAUUAGCGCACUCCGGUGACCUCAGGGACUGUUCGCCGUCGUCGUCUGUCAUCCUGCCAUCGCCGUCUUCCACCUGCGUCGUCGUUGUCCCGCUGAAGGUCUGAAUCAGAUUCCGCCGCCGUUGCUGUUAGAAUACACAGGUAUGCUCCCGUUUUCUGUCUUCUUUCCUUUUAUUUGUAAUUUUGACUUCCCUCUUAAGUCUCCUCUGUAAUUUUGGCUUUGAACAUAACUCCUUUUGCUAUGUCCUUGAUGUUAUCAAUCAAUUGCAGUGACAUACGAAGUAUCUUUCAAUUUUUUUUUUUUAUAGCUAAUGACUGAUAUACGUAGUAAAUUUUUUUUUUUUUAAUAAUUAGCGGCUGAUUUUUCUCUUGCCUUUUUUUUUUUGCAUAAUAUUUUAGCUGUUAAUACCUUAUGGAUAUACUGGACUCCAUAGACUCUGAUGAAUUGCUCAGUGGUGACGGGGAAUUAGUGUUGGAGAAUUUUCCUCAUCCUUGGGCAGAUGUUAAUUCUGAUGUUGAAGAAAUUAGUCCCAUAAAGCCACGAGCCGCUUCUGUCAAACCACCAAAACGUCGCUACCGUGGUCCGUAUCCACCCUUAGACCCGAGCCCCAUCUUACACUACAGGUCGCGCCUCUCAGUUUCCAAGUUUGAAAAGUAUAAGAAAUUUUUUCCGUCCACAGUGACUGUCCGAUGUCCCGAUUCGGAGGAUAUUGUAACCGAUCCUCCUAAAGGUCACUUUUUUGGGGUGCAUAUUCUCUCCAUAAAAUUAGGAUUCCGCUUUCCCACGCACCCUUUGAUUAUUGAGUUUUUAAAUGACCUUGAAAUUUCACCUUGUCACCUGACUCCGCUCGGUCAUCAGUAUCUGGUAGCUUUCUUAGUCCGGUGUGAAACACUUGGGAUUGAAUCGUCCCUAGACCUCUUCAAGCAUAUGUUCCGAGCUGGGCAGUGCUCGGCAUCUGAUAGUCUGUCCUGGGUGUCUAUCUCUCAGCGCAACCACUUUGACAUGUGGAAGGUCACUCGUAGCAACGAAGCCAAUUGGAAAGAAGAAUUUGUCUAUGUGUCGUCUGGAUCUCCGUUACCUUUUUCAUCGUCUUUGAAUUGUCGAUUUAAGAAGUAUUCGUACCCGAAACUUCCAGUUGACCAGGAGACAUGGCCGGCUAUGAUUCUUUCUGGAGGACCGUAUAGCCUCUCUGCCUUUACUUCCGAAGACCGCCUAACCACGGUUGGACUCUAUUCGCCGUCACCAUGUUCGGGUGCACACGCAUCCACGUCCACGGAUCAAGAUAUGACAUCGCGGUUGGAGAUGUUCCAAAGCUUCGACCAGGAUGGGCCUCGCGGUAGUGACCAGGGGCGCUCUGACAAGAAACCAAGGGUUCCCUCCGUCACAAAAGGCAAGGAUGCCAUUGUAACUGUGCCUUCAUCCAUUUCAAAACGCAAGGCCGCUAGCCCCGCAGCCCGCAUCACCCGUAGCAUGAGUGAUAUUCCCACGGCGGGGAUGACUACUUGGUUACGAGGUAACCUUGAGUUACCUCCGCUCUUAUCACAGGUGAUCACGGCGACUGAGAAGGAGAAAAUUUCAACACUUGACCAUGCUGCUUUAGAGAAGAGGAGCCACCAUGGCCUGGCCGAGCUACUGUUGUCCAUCUCCGAGGUGAACCGAAGGAAAGAUGAGCGCGAGAAAGAUUUGUCGCUACAACUCACCGAAUUAGCGAAGGAGGUGGCAUCGCUCAAGCUCGUGCGUGACUCACAUGCAGCCGAGGUCACUGCGCUUAAAGAAAUGCACGCCGUCGAGUUGGCCAAUGCAAGGGGGCGGGCCGUGGAUGCAUACAAGAAUUCUCCAGAGUUCGUGUCUGAUCAGGAAGCAUACAUUAAUGCCCACUUGAACGAUAUUAGCAAGCAUUGGUUGUCUACUCCGGAAGGUCGUGAGAAACUGGCCUUAGAGAGCUACAUCUCCUACCAGAUCGGGAUAUAUGCCACUCAACAGAAAAUAUAUCCUAUCUUGAGGGAUAAGGCUGGUACCUCUUGCAUCACUGAUUGGGGACUUCCUCCUGAGGUUCCCAACCCUGAGAUCCCGGUAGCCAACACGCCCCUGGACUAUAUUCCUUUUGACAGACUCCCCACUGAUGAGGAGCUUGGCGAUCUUCCUUCCGAGACAGAUCACCCAGCUUCGACUGCUUCUGUGCCUUAGAGCAUGCAUGGGAGUGAUGGAUGGACGUAGUGUAGACUUUAAUUCUGUCAUGUCUUCAAUUACGAGUACCCGAAUUGCUAAACAUGUUUUGACUUUCAUAAAAUAAUAAUAAUGCAUGUCUUAUUUUCCUUUC
Molecule: messenger RNA, 2571 nt
Organism: Cuscuta epithymum
Lineage: Eukaryota; Viridiplantae; Streptophyta; Magnoliopsida; Solanales; Convolvulaceae
Source: the annotation of a GenBank genome assembly